Molecule: messenger RNA, 5014 nt
Organism: Coregonus clupeaformis (lake whitefish)
Lineage: Eukaryota; Metazoa; Chordata; Actinopteri; Salmoniformes; Salmonidae
Product: neurofilament medium polypeptide
Exons: 6
Coding region: 515-4852 (1445 amino acids)
Source: RefSeq, a predicted model, not a curated record
CGACUGUAUUGCAUUAGUUAAAACCAAGACUGUUCUCAUGGCAGGUCUGCCACUUUUCACUAGCAGAGGUGACUUACAGGAGCAGUUUAGCAGAAUUACCGUGGCCAGUUAGGGUAAUUAAAUUGAGGUUAGAGAAAGGUUUAGGGUUAGCUAAAAUUGUCUCUGACGCGACUUGAACAUAUUUAGCUGCAACGAGGCCUGCCCUGAAAACAGUCUUGGUUUCCACUAAUGAGAUGACGCGUACCGGACAUCUCAGCUUCAGGAACUAGCUACAUAUAUGACGAGGUGUUACCAAAAUGCGCAUUUUAAUUUGCUCGCGUUUAGACCUCUGGAAAAGUUAAUAGGUCUAUUUGACAAUUGACUAAUGUCAUUUUUUUUUGUUGUCAACGUUUGACAAAAUAAUUAAUAGGACUAUCAAGAUAAAGUAGGCUACCCAGGUUCCAGUAACUUUGUUGUAGCCUACUCGGAAGAGAAGUGUAUUAUUUUAUCGAAGAAGGCACUGAAACACCAAAAGAUGGACUCACCAGCAAGCGCCCUCUCUCGUGCUGGGAGGACUUUCUGGACAGUUUGGAACUACUUAACGGAAGUUGUGGGAAGGUAUCUAAGCCCAGAGCCCACUAACAUAGGAACCAAUGACACAAACUCAAGACAGGAAGUUACUGCUGCACCACAAACAGAAGACCAUGUUGAUGGUGCGAAAAAUGAGAUAAAGGCAACUGAGGUCACUUUUGAAAUAGGCUCUGAGCUUAAGAAACCACAACAUGUCGUUGCCUGGGAACAGUGCAAUGUUAUCAUUGGUCCAGGGCUCGGCAGAGAAAAUGUGCAAUACACUGGACAAUCCAACAGAGGGAGUGAUAGCAAAGCAUCCCAUGAGGAGGAGGAUAUAAAACAAGAGCAGGUGGACCAAGCAGAAAAUAAAGACACAAUCCAGCAUGUUACUAAAGAAGAAUUAAAUAUGGGGAAAGGGGUCCAAUCGGUGUUAUUCACUGGGGUCCAGAUCUUAUUCAGAGAGCCGACAUCUGAAAGGUCUAAGGAUCAGGGAGCACAAGGACAUGCUGAGAGUUACAACUGUGCUGAAGCAAAUAGAUUAAGAGGUGAAGUGGCAGCAAGAAAAGAGGAAGAAGAAGAAGUUACUGAAGAAUUCCACUGUGGUGAAGAAGGAACCAAAACAGAGGAACAUGAAAAUAAUAGAGAUGGAGAACUACAUUUUGAUAUAGAGUCCCCAAACCUUACAUCAGCCUGUGCUGAACCUGCCGCGCUUUUAGAUAAGAAUAGGGACGAGGAAAAUAAGGACAGAUUAACGAUACACGAUGAGCAAAGUACAGAGGAUGAAACCAUGGUAAGAUUCAAUGAAAAAGUUGGAGAGGAAGAAACAGCAGUGCUCUUCAUGGAGACAGACAAAGAAGGGUGGAACGUAGCAGAAAUAGUAGAAUUCUCAGGGGGAGGGGAGAAUAGCGAUGAUAUGGAAGAACUUAGGAGGAAGGAGGAGAGUGAGGAAGAGAAUGGAACAAUAGAAGAGAUGGACACAAGAGAACAGGAAGAGAUAUUGGACGGGGACUUUGGACCAUACAAUGAUUUCAAAGUCUCAGAAAACAAUAACAAACAUGAAUAUGGUGACAAUCGUUUGAAGUUUGAUGAAGGAACCAUAGAGAAGCUUGAUCAAGAAAAUGACCCCAACCCACGACUGCUUUGUGAAGGAUUAUCAGACGAAGAUAGAAAAUUGGGAAGAGGCCAGGACAUUUUUGCUUCUGAGGCAGAGUUAGAAUUACAAAUAGCCUAUGACAAAAGAGUCUUUGUGUCAAAUGAUGAGAUAACUGUUGUUACAGACGAGCAGAGAAUGGAGUGCAAUAUUGAAAGAAUUGACAGCCCAGUGUUAGAGGAUGGAUCCAAAGUGAUUGAGGACGGGGGCACUAACAAGAUAGAAGACGUUGUAAUCAACAUUGGGACGAAGGUGCAUACAGAGGCAGAGGAUGUGAAAGAUAAAGUGACUGGACUGAAUACUUUUUUUGAUCAGGAGAGAAAUAAACUAGAGGAAGAAAAGAUCUCAAAAGAAGACGAGGACCCCCUUAAUGAAGUGGAGGAAAAACUUAUUUCAGUGGUUGAUACUGUGGAAGACAACAAUAGAGUGGAAAUCAGAGGCGUGGCGAAAUACAUUUCCCUUGGGCUAUGUGAGGAGCCUGUUGUGGCUCAGGAGCCAAAACAUGUAGCGUGUGAAGAAACUCCGGAAAUCAACAAUGGCAAAGAGUUAGACGAGAAUACGGCACCGAAGAUCCUGGAAGUUGACGACGACGAUGAUGUCAACACCACCCAUUUACAAGAAGUACACACCGAUAGUGAUACCAAACAGUUAGAAAGUGUAGAGAACACUGGAACUAGUUUUAAAUCGGACAAUUCACCAGUGAGUGAACUCAUGGAAGGGAAAGAAGAUCCGAAAACUGUUGAAGGAUUAUUUGAAAGUGAGGAUAUUGAGAAUGCCUCUGAUACAGUAGUAGACGAGCGCGCGGUCGAGAAAGCAGCGAAAUCACUGUGGGAAACGGAGAGAACAGAUUCUGUAUUACUGAAUGAAACAGACAUUCAAAUACUAGAGGACCUAGCAAGGAUAGAUGCAUCGCCAUCAGAUGAAACAGAGGCUGGAAUAGUUGACACAGAGGCCAGAAUGUUUUUGGAAACAACAGUGAUUGAGUCUGAAUUAUUGGAGGAAUUACCUGAGACUGAGUCUGGAUCACAGAAGGACAAAGAGGUAAAAAGACAUAGGACUGAGACGGAGCCAUCGGUGGAGACAGAUGUAGAGGAAUUAGUGGAAUCUGAGGCUGGGGAUACGGUGGAGACCGAAGUUGGAUUAGUGAGGACAGUAGCCGAAUUACCAGAGGAAGUUAGGCCAAAGAUUGAGCUAUUAGAAAAAAUGAAUAGAACAGGUGCUGAUUCAUCAGAGGACACCGAUGAGACAGAGGCCAGAUUUUCAGAGGAGAUAGAGACUGAUUUAGUAGAGACCAAGUAUGGGUUACAGAAGGACAUGGAAGAAGACAUACUACAUGUGAGAACAGAGACUGUGUUGUCGGUGGAAACAGUGAAGACGGAUACUGACUCAUCAGACGAAUCACUGGAGUCCAGAUCACUUGAAAUAUCAGAGGCUGGAUUAUCUGAAGAAUCAGUGGACGGUGAGGCUGGAUUACAGGAGAUUUACACAGAAAUACCAGAUGUGGAGAAAGAGUCUGGAUUAUCAGAGGAGACCAUAGAUGCGGGAUUAUCAGAGAAAACAGAUGUGCCAGACACAGAAUUCGUGAAAAAUACAGAGGCUGGAUUAAUGCUAGAGGCUGAACUUUCAGAUGAGACAGAGGCUGGAAUAGUUGACACAGAGGCCAGAAUUUUUUUGGAAACAACAGUGAUUGAGUCUGAAUUAUUGGAGGAAUUACCUGAGACUGAGUCUGGAUCACAGAAGGACAAAGAGGUAAAAAGACAGAGGACUGAGACAGAGCCAUUGGUGGAGACAGAUGUAGAGGAAUUAGUGGAAUCUGAGGCUGGGGAAACGGUGGAGACCGAAGUUGGAUUAGUGAGGACAGUAGCCAAAUUACCAGAGGAAGUUAGGCCAAAGAUUGAGCUAUUAGAAAAAAUGAAUAGAACAGGUGCUGAUUCAUCAGAGGACACAGAUGAGACCGAGGCCAGAUUUUCAGAGGAGAUAGAGACUGAUUUAGUAGAGACCAAGUAUGGGUUACAGAAGGACAUGGAAGAAGACAUACUACAUGUGAGAACAGAGACUGUGUUGUCGGUGGAAACAGUGAAGACGGAUACUGACUCAUCAGACGAAUCACUGGAGUCCAGAUCACUUGAAAUAUCAGAGGCUGGAUUAUCUGAAGAAUUAGUGGACAGUGAGGCUGGAUUACAGGAGAUUUACACAGAAAUACCAGAUGUGGAGAAAGAGUCUGGAUUAUCAGAGGAGACCGUAGAUGCGGGAUUAUCAGAGAAAACAGAUGUGCCAGACACAGAAUUCGUGAAAAAUACAGAGGCUGGAUUAAUGCUAGAGGCUGAACUUUCAGAUGAGACAGAAGCUGUCUUAAAAGAGAAGACAGAAGAUAACAUGCCAAACAAAUCACUGGAAAUUGAGGGAGGAUUAUUUUGGGAAACCGAUGAGACCGAGGCUUUGGUAACAGAGGAAGUUGUGAAGACAGGGCCUGGUGUAUCGAAGCAGACAGAUUUUGGAUCACAGGGUCAAUUACUGGAGAUCGAGGUUGGAGUAAUAGAGAAAUCCCAGGUUGAGUGGUCUGAGGAAACUGUGGAGACAGAUGCAGGAUUACCAGAGGAAAACAGAGGGGAUGGUGCAAAAGCAGGAUUCAGUUCCCCAUCAGGAAUCAAAAAUGUAGACCAGAAUCUUCAGCUUCAGUUUGACGCCUCCGCUUUGGACUUCACUGCUCAAAAGUCUCGCAUUGCCCUCAAGAAUCCACAUGCCCGUCCACCCAGGGAUCCCCGUACUCUUCUACAGAUGCCAUCUUUGACCCCCUCCCCUUCAAAACCCACCGUACACGUGCCAGUCAGAGGUCCAAUAGGGAUACCAAUGAGGGGCAUGGGCGGCAUCGGAAUCAAACUGCCUGGACUCAGUGCUUCAGGGCUCACCAUCUUAAGAAAGACCGAAAAGGGGGUGAGAGAUGAAAAGAACACAGAGAACAUCCCUCAGAAAUCUGAGAUCGAGCAAGAUGUAAGGGAUGAAUCUCCCAAGAAAGAAGAGACGCAAAACAAGCAAGAGGAGCGCAAAACUAAAUGGACACCGCCUAGACAUCCAGGAUUUGGAAGUCCCCUGAUGAUGAAUGAGCUGAAGAACAAGCUGAAGAAGACUACAAAAGAGAGCGGAGAUGAUUGACAGGACCUUUUUUUCUCAUUGGUGAAACAUGGUCCAUGAACGAUGGGCUUUAAUUUAGUCAUAAGUAUCUCCAUUUUAUUGAAAACUCUCUUUGUCUAUUUCUUUUGGAUGUCUUUGUAAGAACAGUUUCAAAUAAAUAAUAUAUUUUUGUUUUGGACAGUG